AUGGUUGAUGGUGAUGAAAAACGUGUGAUGAGUGACACCAUACUGGCCAACGGCAUCCACCGCAUGCGGCGCCAGCACCCCAUGUUCCUCAGCGUCAUGCGGCACAUAGCGGCCAACUAUAAUAGCAAAGUAUGGGCGUUCAACGGGCCGAUAGCCCUGACAGCCGUAGCGCAACAACUUGGAUGUGACCGAACUCCCGUCGGCUUAGAUCGUCUGCUGAACGUCACGAACAACCGAACAUCACAAACGAUUCAACCUGAUCACACUGAGGAAUGCGACUGGGUGGCUCUAAAGUCAUCCGUCUUCUUGCCGGUGCAUUGGACACAGGCAAAAACUCUUUUUCAGAGCCCAAAAAAGAACGAAACUUUCCCGCCCCUGGAAGCCCUGUACCCGGGGAGCCUGGGCGUCCAUUACACUAACCACAUAACUAAAAACUUGAAAGUUCCGCCUGGCAGCAUCAUGCAAGUUAUCGCCUCAGGAUCCUGUCCAGUCAUCUUCGAGAAGCAUCCGCUGCUCUGA
This is a messenger RNA of Hyalella azteca, 519 nucleotides long. RefSeq lists its product as uncharacterized. Gene Ontology annotation, molecular function: hexosyltransferase activity. Lineage: Eukaryota; Metazoa; Arthropoda; Malacostraca; Amphipoda; Hyalellidae. Gene Ontology annotation, biological process: glycosphingolipid biosynthetic process. Bases 1 to 519 code for a protein of 172 amino acids. The transcript has 5 exons. The record is from RefSeq and is a predicted model, not a curated record.